Messenger RNA from Dromaius novaehollandiae (emu), 3260 nucleotides. RefSeq names its product anaphase promoting complex subunit 4 (gene ANAPC4). Gene Ontology annotation, biological process: protein K11-linked ubiquitination; anaphase-promoting complex-dependent catabolic process; regulation of mitotic metaphase/anaphase transition. The coding region runs from base 121 to 2523 and encodes 800 amino acids. The record is from RefSeq and is a predicted model, not a curated record. Lineage: Eukaryota; Metazoa; Chordata; Aves; Casuariiformes; Dromaiidae. Gene Ontology annotation, molecular function: protein binding. Gene Ontology annotation, cellular component: anaphase-promoting complex; nuclear periphery. The transcript is spliced from 28 exons.
GCCUCCGGAAGCCGCGCGCGGGGGGCGGGCGGCGGGCGGCGGGGCCGGGGGCGCGCGGGGAGGAGGCCGCGAGAGCGGGGCCCGGGCGCGGGCAGCCGCCGUGAGCGGCGCGGCGGCGCCAUGCCGGCCUUCCGGCAGGUCGGGGAGAAGCAGCUGCCGCAGGAGGUCAUCUUCAUGGCCUGGUCCCCCAAGCGCGACCUCAUCGCCCUGGCCAACCGCGCGGGCGAGGUUUUACUUCAUCGCCUUGCAAACUUCCAGCGAGUUUGGAGUUUGCCUCCAAAUGAAAACACAGGAAAAGAAGUGACUGCUCUUGCUUGGAGACCAGAUGGCAAAAUUUUGGCUUUUGGCCUUACUGAUACCAAGCGAAUUAUUCUGUGUGAUGUGGAAAAACCUGAAAGCUUGCACUCCUUCUCUGUGGACUCUUCUAUUACCUACAUGCAAUGGAUGGAAGUAACUGAAGAAAGCAGUGUUCUCACUUCCUUUUACAAUGCUGAGGAUGAGUCAAAUCUCCUUUUGCCUAAGUUACCUGCACUACCAAAAAAUUACAGCACCACUGCAAAAAUCUUCAGUGAAGAAAAGUCAGAUGAAAUUAUGAAGCUUCUGGGUGAUGUAAGGCUGAACGCUCUUGUUCUUGGUGGCAGCUCAGGAUUUAUUGAGAUUUAUGCUUACGGAAUGUUCAAAAUUGCUAUGGUACCUGGGGUGCCAGGUUCUUGUCGUGGCUUAUGUUUGUCUAGUGAUUUGAAGUCACUAUCAGUUAUUACAGAGAUACAAGACUCUCCAGACAGUGAAGCAGAGAUGACAUAUUUUCAGCUGGACACUAGUCUCUUAUCAAGUUACUUACCUGAGGUAACUCGAAUGGCCCGGAAAUUUACUCACAUUUCAACUCUGUUACAGUAUAUAAAGUUAUCAUUGACAUGCAUGUGUGAAGCUUGGGAAGAAAUAUUGAUGCAGAUGGACUCACGGCUAACAAAGUUUGUACAGGAAAAGAAUACAACCACUUCUGUUCAGGAUGAGUUUAUGCAGCUGUUGUUAUGGGGCAAAGCAAGUCUGGAACUUCAGGCUCUAUUAAUGAACCAGCUGACAGUAAAGGGUUUAAAAAAACUUGGUCAGUCCAUAGAGUCUUCCUACUCCAGUAUACAAAAGUUGGUCAUAAGUCAUUUGCAGAGUGGCUCUGAGGCAUUGUUAUACCACUUGAGUGAAUUGAAAGGAAUGGCUUUAUGGAAACAAAAAUAUGAGUCUCUGGGAUUAGAUGCAUCUGGAAUUGAAGAUGCUAUUACUGCUGUUGGUUCUUUCAUCCUGAAAGCAAAUGAGCUGCUUCAGGUUAUCGACAGUAGUAUGAAAAACUUCAAAGCGUUUUUUCGAUGGCUGUAUGUUGCCAUGUUGAGAAUGUCAGAAGAUCAUGUGCUUCCAGAGCUGAACAAGGUAAUGACUCAAAAAGAUAUCACGUUUGUUGCUGAUUUUCUUACCGAACACUUCAAUGAGGCACCAGAGCUCUAUAAUCGUAAAGGAAAAUACUUCAACGUGGAGAGAGUUGGCCAGUACUUGAAAGAUGAAGAUGAUGACCUUGUAUCACCACCUAAUACGGAGGGAAAUCAGUGGUUUAACUUUCUUAAAAAUAGUACUCAUCUUAAAGAAAGCCCAUUGUUGUUUCCCUAUUAUCCUGAGAAAUCACUACAUUUUGUCAAAAGACAAAUGGAAGACACCAUUGAUCAAUGUUUACAAAAACCAGCUGAUGUAAUUGGAAAGUCAGUGCAUCAAGCAGUCUGCAUGUCUCUUUACAAAAUUUCUCAAAGUGAAGAUUCCACACCGCAGUUAUCUAAACUACCAUUUCUGUGGAAUGACAAAACCUCCAAUAUCCAUUAUGUUCUCUUCACCAUGUUAGACAGUUCUGUUUCUAAAAUAUACAUUUUGAGGAGACAUACGGAUACUUCCAGGUGUGUCAGUAAUGGACUUAUUGCUGUAGAGUUUGGAAAUUUCUUGAACAACAGUAUAAAUGAAAGCUCAGACUCAAGGUGCUACAGUUGUUUAGAUGCACAUUUCUAUGAUGAUGAGACAGUAACUGUAGUUCUGAGGGAGAGUGUGGAACAAGAGGGGAAGGAAAGAAUCUUGGCUCAGCUGCCUUUAACUUCAGUGUACACUGAUGAGGACCAAGAAAGGGAAUUCAUCUGGGAUUCUGCUAAAAGGCUGGAUGAGCAAAGUGGUGAGAUAUCCACACGGACAGUCUUUCUGGAGAAUCAGUGGAGAGUGCUGGAGAAUAUGAAAGCUCAGUAUGUUGCUGUAAAUGGUAUUAGAAAAGUUUCCUGUGUGCUAAGUUCAAAUCUCCGUCACGUGAGGGUGUUUGAGAUGGAUGUAGAAGAUGAUGGGGAGGCUGAGGAAGAAGAAGAAGAAGAAACAACUCAGAUCGCAGCUGGGGAACCUGAAGAGCUGAAUCAGUCUGCAGACAACCAAGGCAGUGUGUGUGGUGCAUCUGCUGAAGAGCUACCUGGGGAAACUGAAGAACAGGAAUCAGGCCUGGAUCCUUGACAUUAGGCUUUGAUACCAGUAAAGGGACAAAGCUGAAAUCUAACUUCAGGCCACUUAGAUGGUGUAUACUGUACAUAGCAACAUUAAUGUGAUGUGUGUGUGACAGAAUACUGUAUGACUCCUCAGCUAAGACCAUCUGUGUUCUAGAGUAUGUUUAUUGUACUUUUGCGGGGGGGAGGCACAUUAGCUGAUGUGAUUUCUUCCAGAGCUUUUGCAUUUGCAGUUUUGUGUAGGUGGGGAUAAAAGGAAAUAACAACAAAAGUUUUCAUAGCCAACCUGUUCAGUCCUGAAUACUGAUCUUAAGAUAAAAUGAACUUGUAUGUGAUAACAACAAUAUCCCAUGUUUUAAGGACCAAAUUAUUUCCCUCUCAGACUUUGUGUUCUAACUAAUGAGCGCAAAAGCUUCUUGUGGAGCCAAAAUUUAAGUAUGUGUAUUGCCAGCAAUGAGCCUGCAGAUCAGCAUAAGACUAGUUAGACACCAAAAUUCAGCAGUUGUUACUUAAAUACAUACUUUAAAAACUAUUUUUGGUUGCAUUGUUGUUCACAGUAACAUAAUGUUUGUUCAGCCUGUGAAGGUCUUUGGUCCUCAGUGCAACGUUUUUGUGUGUAUGUUUUGUCAAAUAUGUGUGUGUGUCUCAACCUGCCUGUGUUUCCAUGAGAUUAUUCUUGAAAGUCUAUCUGUCACUGAUAUUUUUGUAAUGAAAAGUUACAACAGAGAAUGUAUUUUUCUAUACUGA